UUUUCGGUAGUCUAGUUGACGAGGUGUUGUGAUAACGGUAUAAGUUAAGAGUCAGAAGCCGUGGGUCGACAGUGACAUUUUCUUUAUUGAACUAAGAACUAAUGCAAUGUUAUACAAAAAGAUUCAGGUAUUUAUAUGAAACAUACAAGGAAAUAGGAAAACUUAAAUGGUACAUUGACAUAGAUUCUACAACACAGCUGUUAUUACAUCAGAUGGUUAUAGCGGAUGUUCAAUAGGAAGUAAGUGUCCGAGAAGGCAUUCUUCUCACGACCUUAAAUGAUCUUUAAUAUGUGAUUACAAGGAAAGUCCGGGAUAAAAUAAGAUUACAACAGUCAACACGAGGCGUUCCGGUAGCGAAAGUGUUAAAAACAAAAGACAUAGGCAUUGUUUUCCAGUAAGAGCCUCCAGCUCUUAGAAUACCUGGGGACACCCUUUCCCGAUUAUAUCAAAUAUACAUCUACCUUUCUCUCUCUCGCAUCCCUCCGACGGGAUGACAAAAGUGCGCCUUAAAAGGUCGCCAAACAGUUGCCAACCAUUACAGUCUCCACCGUUAAAUGUGGUAACACUAUCAGUGAUAAUUUUUUUUUUCCCGGGGACUCCCCAACGACACUUGUUGCGUAUCAUUGUAUUUCUCUUUCCUUUUAUUUUACUUUUAACGUCGUCAGUGAACAGUGAGUACCUACCUACUCGAGCACAAUCUAAUAUUGUAUUGUUUAAAUAAAUUAGAAAACUAAAAUUAUGGAUAAAAAGAAGAAACCCAGUGGUGCAUUUAAACGCAAACAACGCCAAGAAAGAGAAGAUAGUAAACAAAAAUUGCCCAAAAUUGACAAGUUUUUUAGUCAGCCUUCUGCAAGUACAUCUAGCCAAAAUAUUUCUAUUGAUAGUGACUCAAAUAAUGUGGUAACUGCAGUGUUGGUUGAGAAGCCUACUGAAGAAGAUUCGACAAUUAUUGCAGUUGGAGAUACCUCCGCCGCCGAUCAUGUGAACGUGGAUGAUGUUUGCAUGACACACAUAAGAGCGGAGGGUUUGGAGGAACCACAGACCUCUACAUUUUUCGAAAAUGUGUACGACAAAUCUUCUUAUGACUUGGGAAACUUCCCGAACAAGAUAUUAAGUGAUAACGAAAAACGUCAAAUUCUUGAUAUGGGGCCUUUACAGCCUUCAGGACCUUUUCCAACAGACAUCAACCAGAACAAUAGGUGUUUUUCAAAAUCGUACUACGUUUCGUGUUCUAAAUAUGGGCCAGUUAAUCGUUUUUGNACGAUGGAAAGUGAACAGCUGUUGAAAAAUGCUAGGUGA
Parasteatoda tepidariorum (common house spider) is the source of this 1299-nucleotide messenger RNA. NCBI's taxonomy places the organism in Eukaryota, Metazoa, Arthropoda, Arachnida, Araneae, Theridiidae. The record is from RefSeq and is a predicted model, not a curated record.